UUCAACGGAAGAGAAAGAGGAAUGAAGAGACUUCUUCUAUUUUUGGUCUUUAUAACAUUUUCUUCUGCAUUUCCUACAGACCGAAAGAUGGAAAAUGAGGAAACCACGCAACUGGCUCAGGCGUAUCUCAACCAGUUCUACUCUCUUGAAAUAGAAGGGAGUCAGCUUGUUCAAAGCAAGAACAGGAGUCUCAUAGACGGCAAAAUUCGUGAAAUGCAAGCAUUUUUUGGGUUGGCAGUGACUGGCAGACUGGACUCAAACACUCUUGAGGUCAUGAGGACACCCAGGUGCGGGGUGCCUGACGUGGGGCAGUACGGCUAUACUCUCCCCGGAUGGAAGAAACACAAUCUCACAUACAGAAUCGUAAACUACACUCCAGACUUGGCUCGAGCUGACGUGGAGGAGGCUAUCCGGAAAGGUUUAGACGUGUGGAGCAAAGUGACUCCACUAACGUUCACCAAGAUCCCCAAGGGGACCGCAGACAUCAUGAUCGCCUUCAGGACCCGAGUUCACGGUCGGUGUCCUCGCUAUUUUGAUGGCCCCCUGGGAGUCCUCGGUCAUGCCUUUCCUCCUGGUCUGGGUCUGGGUGGAGACACUCACUUUGAUGAGGAUGAAAACUGGACCAAGGAUGGACCAGGAUUCAACUUAUUUCUUGUGGCUGCUCAUGAAUUUGGUCAUUCCCUGGGGCUCUCUCACUCCAAUGAUCAAACAGCUUUGAUGUUCCCAAAUUAUGUCUCCCUGGAUCCUAGCAAAUACCCACUUUCUCAGGACGAUAUCAGUGGAAUCCAGUCCAUCUAUGGAGGUCCACCUAAGGCAACUGCUAAGCCACAGGGACCCACCGUACCCCAUGCCUGUGACCCGGAUUUGACUUUUGACGCUGUCACCACUUUCCGCAGAGAAGUAAUGUUCUUUAAAGGCAGGCACGUAUGGAGGAUCUAUUAUGAUAUCACUGACAUUGAAUUUGAAUUAAUCUCUUCAUUCUGGCCAUCGCUGCCAGCUGACAUUCAAGCUGCAUAUGAAAACCCCAAAGACAAGAUUCUGGUUUUUAAAGAUGACAACUUCUGGAUGAUCAGAGGGUAUGCUGUCUUGCCAGAUUACCCCAAAUCCAUCCAUACACUUGGCUUUCCAAGACAUGUGAAGAAGAUUGAUGCAGCUGUCUGCGACCACAGCACAAGAAAAACCUACUUCUUUGUGGACAUUUGGUGCUGGAGGUAUGAUGAAGUGAGCCAAACCAUGGACAGAGGGUACCCACAGAGGUUGGUAACAUACUUCCCAAGAAUUGGUCUCCGAGUCGAUGCUGCUUUCCAGCAUAAAGGAUUCUUCUAUUUCUUCCGUAGAGCAAAACAAUUUGAAUACGACCCUAAAGCGAAGACCAUUACCCGAAUGAUGAAAACCAACACUUGGUUUCGAUGUGGAGAACCAUUUAAUUCAUCAUCUGAUUUUAGUACCAGUGAGGGAAAAGUACAUUCAGGAGGGGUGGAACUGGUUUAUUACAAGAAUUUAAACUUGCUUAUUUUCAGUAUUGUUUAUGUGCUGAAAAAAUAGACAGUUAUCAAUAAAUUCUUAGGCCUGAAAUAAACCUCCAGAGGUCCUUUAAUCUAAACUCUGUUUCAAAGUGGAAUAAAACCGUCCUUUAACUUUAAGUUGCCAGUCCUAGUUCUAAAUAUCUACUAGACAAAGAGUUAACAGCUGUUCUGAGCUGCCUGAUUCUAUUUACAGGAAGUUAUGUGUAAACAAAACGCUCACUGUACUUUACAUAUAUUUUAUGCUUUGUAGACUUGAAGAAGUAAACCAUGUGUAUUACAA
Molecule: messenger RNA, 1806 nt
Organism: Vicugna pacos (alpaca)
Lineage: Eukaryota; Metazoa; Chordata; Mammalia; Artiodactyla; Camelidae
Gene: MMP27
Product: matrix metallopeptidase 27
Biological process (GO): proteolysis; extracellular matrix organization; collagen catabolic process
Cellular component (GO): extracellular matrix
Molecular function (GO): metalloendopeptidase activity; zinc ion binding
Source: RefSeq, a predicted model, not a curated record